Molecule: messenger RNA, 2768 nt
Organism: Erythranthe guttata (spotted monkey flower)
Lineage: Eukaryota; Viridiplantae; Streptophyta; Magnoliopsida; Lamiales; Phrymaceae
Product: Subtilase family protein
Biological process (GO): proteolysis
Molecular function (GO): serine-type endopeptidase activity
Source: RefSeq, a predicted model, not a curated record
AAUCAGGUAAGCCUCAAAAGAAUAUUCUAUUUCAUCUCCUCCACUCUGCACCACUCUCACUCCAAUUUCACCGGAAUGAAGCCUCAUCCAAACAUGGCCUUUUUCUCUCUCUACUCUCUCUCCUCUCUCCUCUUUCUCUCUCUCCUCACUUCCGCCUUCUCGUCCGACGCCGGCCAGGAGACCUUCAUCGUCCACGUCAUCAAAUCUGAGAAGCCUCUCACCUUCUCCACCCACCACCACUGGUACUCCAGCAUCAUCAAAUCCCUCCCUCCCCACCACCGCCCCGCCGAGAUCCUCUACACUUACGAUCGCGCCGUCCGCGGAUUCUCCGCCCGAUUAUCCGCCGCCCAGGCCGAUGCUCUCCGCCGUGUUCCCGCCGUCGUCUCCGUUAUCCCCGACGCAGUACGGUACCUGCACACUACUCACACUCCGAAGUUUUUGGGACUCGCCGAUUCGUUCGGCCUGUGGCCCAACUCCGACUACGCCGAUGACGUCAUCGUCGGUGUUCUCGAUACUGGUAUCUGGCCGGAGAGAUCUAGCUUCUCCGAUGAAGGACUCUCCGCCGUUCCUUCGCAUUGGAAGGGGAGUUGCGUUGACGCCGCUGAUUUCCCUGCGACGUUGUGCAAUAAAAAACUCAUCGGCACAAAAGCUUUUUAUCUAGGGUACGAAGCUUCGCGAGGUACAACAAUGGAGGAAUCGAACGAAUCGAAGUCUCCCAGAGAUACGGAGGGCCACGGCACACACACCGCCUCCACCGCCGCCGGAUCUAUAGUGGCGAACGCCAGUUUGUUAGGGUACGCGGAGGGAGAAGCUCGAGGCAUGGCGAUCAAAGCCAGGAUCGCCGUCUACAAAAUCUGCUGGACUUUUGGAUGUUACGAUUCUGACAUAUUAGCAGCGUUCGAGCAGGCUGUUAUAGAUGGCGUUGACGUGAUUUCACUUUCAGUCGGUGCUAACGGCCACGCACCUCAGUACGACUACGAUUCCAUCGCAAUCGGAGCUUUCGCCGCCGCCGAGCAUGGAAUCGUGGUUUCCUGCUCCGCCGGAAAUUCAGGACCAGAUCCAUACACCGCCGUGAACAUCGCUCCAUGGAUUUUAACAGUCGGCGCUUCAACUCUCGACCGUGACUUUCCGGCGGUUGUGACUCUCGGCGACAACACCACAUACACCGGCGUCUCACUGUACGCCGGCGAACCCCUCGGAGACAAACUCCUUCCACUGGUCUACGCCGCCGAUUGCGGCAACAGAUACUGCUACUCCGGCAGCCUCGACUCCUCGAAAGUCGCCGGGAAAAUCGUGAUCUGCGACCGCGGCGGCAAUGCCAGGGCGGAGAAAGGCAACGCCGUCCACCAAGCAGGCGGCGCCGGAAUGAUUCUCGCAAAUCUAGCCGACUCGGCCGAAGAACUCCUCGCCGACGCCCACUUCAUCCCCGCCACAAUGGUCGGAGAAAUCGCCGGAAACAAAAUCCGAGCCUACGUAAAAUCCGAUCCAAAUCCAACCGCCACAAUCACAUUCAAAGGAACAGUCAUCAGCACUUCUCCACCAGCCCCUCGAGUGGCCUCCUUCUCUAGCCGUGGGCCAAACUACCGAACCGCCGAGAUUCUCAAACCGGACGUAAUUGCCCCCGGAGUCAACAUCCUAGCUGGCUGGACCGGCUACGUGGGCCCCACCGAUUUGGAAUCCGAUUCACGAAGAGUCGCAUUCAACAUCAUUUCAGGCACUUCAAUGUCUUGCCCACACGUAAGCGGUUUGGCUGCUCUUCUCAGAAAGGCUCACCCGAAAUGGUCGCCCGCAGCUAUCAAGUCGGCCUUGAUGACGUCAGCGUACAAUUUGGACAACACCGGAGCCAAUAUUACGGACCUCGCCACCGGGGCGGAGUCGACCCCAUUUGUCCACGGGGCGGGUCACGUGGAUCCAAACCGGGCCGUCGAUCCGGGUUUGGUCUACGACUUGGAUACCACCGACUACAUAGCGUUCUUGUGCACUAUUGGGUAUGAUUCGAGGAGGAUUUCGGUUUUCACGAAGGAUGCUUCUUCGGUUGACUGCGAUAAACUAGGGUUCAAAACCCCCGGGAAUUUGAACUACCCUUCGUUUUCGGUUGUGUUUUAUGGUGAGGAGAGUGUUGUGAAGUAUAAUAGGACAGUGACAAAUGUGGGGAGUGAAGUGGAUGCGGUUUACGAGGUUAGAGUUGGAGCUCCGCCGGGUGUGGAAGUGAGUGUUUCACCUAGCAAGCUGGUGUUUAGUGAGACGGAGGAUAAGUUGUCGUACGAAGUUACUUUCAAGAGCAGCUCGAGUGCUUCUUCGGGAUUGGAGAUUGUGGGCAGUGCCAAGUCUUCGUUCGGGUCGAUCGAGUGGAGCGAUGGCGGCAGCCACCUUGUGAGGAGCCCGAUCGCGGCGGUGUGGCGCACGAGCUCGGCGGUGGCAAUGUGAAGUUGAUGGUUGAUGAUUUCUAACGAUACAAUAAUCGAGCCGUGUUGAUCGAAAGGGGGUGGGGGGGAUGGUGCAAAGAAAUUGGAGAGGGGGGAGGGGGGUUUCAUUGUUAAUCUAUUCUCUUGUAUGUGGAAUAAGGAUUUAUGUACAUUAGGAAACUGAUGUAUAAGUUAUGUGAUGGUUUGUACAUUAUUUAUUUAGUUUUCUUCUCUACUAAAUUAAUGUUGUAAUGCUUUGUCUCUUGUUGGAGGUAUAUUGAGACAGUGGAAGGAGAUUUAAAUGUAAGCAAUGUACCUUUUUUAUUGCAAUGCUUUUUUUUUAAAGACUUGUGAUUUUCAGUA